Messenger RNA from Fukomys damarensis (Damara mole-rat), 2511 nucleotides. It is a transcript of the gene Lrrc27, whose product is annotated as leucine rich repeat containing 27. NCBI's taxonomy places the organism in Eukaryota, Metazoa, Chordata, Mammalia, Rodentia, Bathyergidae. Gene Ontology annotation, molecular function: protein binding. The transcript is spliced from 11 exons. The record is from RefSeq and is a predicted model, not a curated record.
CCAUGGCGACUGUGGCCUCCACGGUUCCGCGGUGUCUGUUCUAUGCUGCCAGGAGCUUGCCAGCAGGCUGGGGGGCCCCAGAUGACUACAGACUAAGGAGGAGGAUGAGCUGUAGCCACUGGAGGGCGACAGAUGGAAGGAAGCUGCGCAGGGGCUGCUGAUGAUACCGAGAAGAAUGCUGGUCAAGCCUGGAGCUUGUCAGCCUCCCCCUCCAGAGAUGUUCACAAGGACAGUAAGGGGAUCAUCCUUUCAUCUUCAUCAACUUUAGACUUGAGUCAAAGUGGUCUGUGCCAUCUGGAAAAGGUCUUUAGAAUCCCCAAUCUUCAACAUUUGCAUCUUCAGAGAAAUGCCCUCUGCAUGAUUCCUAAAGAUUUCUUUCAGUUACUGCCAAACCUGACUUGGCUCGACCUCCGAUAUAAUAAAAUUAAGGCGCUUCCUUCUGGGAUUGGAUCUCACAAGCAUUUGAAGACUUUGCUUUUAGAAAGAAAUCCUAUCAAAAUGUUACCUAUGGAGCUGGGGAACAUAGCCACACUAAGGGCACUGAAUUUAAGACAUUGCCCCCUGGAAUCCCCUCCUCAGCUUGUUGUACAGAAAGGAGUCGCAGCCAUCCUGACCUUCCUGCGGAUCUGUGCAGCAGAGCAUGACUUCCCUAGGGAUGCAGCUUCUCAAGAGAGCUCACCUGUUAAAAAGAUGGACCUACAUGGGCUUCCAGAUCUCGUGCAACAUUUAUCAAAAUAUAAGAUGUCUACCAGAGAAAUUGUGACUACUCAGAACCCAACGGUGGCUGUGAUAAAACAAAAAGUGGACUUUCCCCCACCUAUUGAGAGGUUAGACCUGAGUGUACUCAGAAGAUCCACUGAAUCUCCAGAACAGUGGCUGAGUGAGGAGGAAAUCAAGCGCUUCUGGAAGCUGAGGCAGGAGAUUGUUGAAAAUGAAAAGGCAGAGGUUCUUGAAAACCAGCUCUUACCCAUUGAGUUGCCUCCAAAUAUCAAGGCAGCAUUAAACACUAAGGGGAAAGAACACUCAAAGCCAAGACACAUGUUCAGAAGCAAGAGGCCCUCCUUCAAGAACAUAUUACCUGCUCUCUCAUCACCUUACCAAACAAUGAUGCCAACAAAAAGACUUGAAGAACGUCGAGUGACAGCCCUGAGAGAGCUCCGCGAGAAACAGGCUCUGAUGGAGCAGCGGAGGAGAGACAAAAAAGCCCUGCAGGAAUGGAGAGAGCAGGCCCAGAUGCUGAAGAAGAAAAAGGAGGAACUCAGUAAACUCCUGCCUUCACCUAGAGGCAUGGUGGCAUCAAAGAUUCCAUUUGCUACACAUAUGAUAGAUCAUGGGAGGAUUCCAGUGAGUCCACAGGGCAAAAAGAAACAUGGCAAAGAGAGCUUGUCACAGGCAUGUGAAGAAAUAAGUCCUUCCCGAGUGGCAGCUGAUCUGGAGGAAAAGAUAAAGCGGCACAUACAACAAAUGCAUUCACACAGGAGCUUCCAGGGUGCACCGGAGCUGCAGGAGAUGAAGACAGCCACCCAGGACUUGAACAUUGCCAAGAAACUGCAGGAUGAAGUAAUGAAACUAAAAUUGGAAUUAAACAAAGAGCAUCCGUUUGCAACUCUCACCGGAAACCUUUCACUUCACUCACCAACAUCAUGACCUCAAAAUAUAUUUUUUAACACAAAAUAUUAGGAAGAUGUUUGUAGUACCAAUGUGAAGCUUCUUUAAACAUGAGGAACCGACUCAUCUCUUGUGUGGCGGUUGGGACUAGUGUUAGGGUAUUCAGUGUUUUUAUGAUUUAUUUCACAGGCAGCCCCUUGUUUUUAAAUAAAUCUGUGUUCCUUUCCUGAGGCUGUGAAAGGUUUAAGUAUCAUUAAAAGAAUGAGGAUAUUACAGACAAACCUAUUGUUUUCAUUUGUUAUCUUUUUCUGCCAACCCAGCUGACAAAGUCAUUUGAAAGUCAGCAUCAAUCCUCCCUCUCCCUUACUCCAUGCAACCGAGUCACAAAUAUAGUCAUAGUUCUCAUUAACCUAUUUGUUUUAGUAUAGGAAUCUAGUUUGCUUGACUUCCUGCCACAGCAGGAGUCCCUGAAGGUUGUCCAGAAGGAAGGAGUGACAGCCACAGGGGUUUGGGUAAGAGCUUUUCCUGUUCCCUGCCCAGGAAAGGUGUUUGCUUACGUACUAGACCCUUCAACUGCACAGUGAAAUCCAGCCCAGGGCAUGCCUCUGCCUGCAGGGCUCCAGACCAUCCCCUGGCUGAGCAGACCUGCAUUUGACCUCCCCUCUGCCCAGGCUGCUCUUGUGCUAUGCAACUUAGGCUCUUACACUGAAUGUUUAAGAAGGGUGUUAUUAAAGAUGGGCCUUGUCCUGAACACAUCUUUAACAAAUGUCAGACUUCCAGACUUUGUUUCCUUUUGUGUCAGUUUUAGAAAAUAAGUUUUUCAAGGAAUUUUUCCAUUUCAUCCAAGUUGUCAAAUAUGUAUUAGCACAAAAUUCUUCAUAAAAUUCUCCAUUAUCAGUCUUC